AUGGAUCUGCUCAUCUCAUCCACUGUGUUGUUCCUUUCAGCAGCUGGAUUUUGCUCGUGCCAAAAUGAAUUACGACUGAAUGGACCUCUGAAUGGAGCAGUAGGAGGGAGUGUGAAGUUCACCCUCAUUAACCCACCAUCUGCACCUCCUCAGAGAAUCACCUGGAGUUUCAGAGGAAAUAGAGAUAUUACAAUCUUCACUUCAAUUGGUGGUGGAGAGGAUAUACAUGCUGAUUAUGUUGGUAGAAUCUCUGUGAACAAAACCACCGCUUCACUGGAGCUCAGGGGCCUGACUCACAAUGACAAUGGGCUGUACACUGUGACCAUCUCCAUCAUCAGUGGUGGUGUACAACAACAAGGGAACACAUUACUCACAGUGUUUGAAAACAUAUCCAAUGCUACCAUUACAAUCACUGGUGGCAUCCUGAUAGCAGGAGAGAGUUCUGUCAACUUAACCUGCGAUGCACAGGGCUCCAUCAUCACCAGGGAGUGGACAAAGGAUGGCAAACCUCUGUCUCCUAGCAACAGCAUCACCUUCUUUGAGGAGAACAGAACGCUGUCCAUCAGCCCAGUAGAGAAAGAUGACGGAGGAGAAUAUAUGUGCCACAUCAGCAGCCCUUUCAGUACUAUGAUAGCUUCCCAAACAGUAACAGUGAACUAUGGACCAGACACAGUUAUCAUUGUUGGUGUAGAGGUAGAUUGUGGCCAUUUCAUUAAUUUGACCUGUACUGCUGAGUCUGUCCCUGAGAGCACCUACACAUGGGCAUUUAAUGGGACAGAAACGAGUGUGACUGGAGCUUCAUACGUCAAAGAGCUGAGUGAAUAUGAAGACAGUGGAAAGUACACCUGCACUGCUUUGAACAGCAUCACCAAACUCAGUGGCAAAGCGGAUUUUGAUGUGUCAGUUACAGAUAAGAGGAAAGAGAAUAGCUUGUCUGCUGGAGCUAUAGCUGGGAUAGGAGUGGCAUGCUUGAUCUUGGGUGUGGCUGUAGGGGUUGGAGGCUCUUUCUUUGCCAUGAAGAAAUUACCCAUUGACCAAAAAGGGCUUCACUCUGGAAAUUCCAGAAGAAAAAAUGAGGUGCCAGGUGAUCGUUCUGUCUCCAAGCCUGCCUCAAGAUAUGAUGCUCCUAUACCUCUCAAUGCAACCACUAUAGCAAAUCCAGGACUAUAUGAAGCACCUACAGACGGGACAGAACAUUCAGGCUCUGUUCAUUCAGAUGACACUGUUUAUGAAACGCGUAUAUCUGUCAAACGACCUCCAGUCGUGCCCGAGUCUUUGUACUACAAAAAUAUAUUUCAAAUGUAAAGCCAUCUUUCCAGCCAUGUUUGACAUGCAUUGAUGUCCAAAGCAGCCAUGUUUGACAUGUUAGUAAACAUGUUAGCAAACAUGUUAGUUUGUAUCCAAAGCAGCCAUGUUUGACAUGUGUUUGUAUCCAAAGCAGCCAUGUUUGACAUGUGUUUAUAUUCAAAGCAGCCAUGUUUGACAUGUGUUUGUAUCCAAAGCAGCCAUGUUUGACAUGCGUUUGUAUUCGAAGCAACUCACAAGUGCCAAGCGAGCAAAUAAUGAAGUUAAGCGUAAGACUUUUAAUACAAAGUGCCAAAUAGAAUGUGCAUAGGAAGUUGAAGAAGGGUUGCAUGUCCAGAGAUUUUGGCCAAAAAACUGUAUGCAUAACAUAUAUAUAUGAGAUUCUUUUGGCACUCUGAGAUUCUUUUGAAUGAAGAGUGCAUUACAAAUCAAAUGAAUUAUUAUUAUUAUUAUUAUUAUUAUAUUUAGCCAUAUCUGUCAUUAAAUUGCUAAAUACAAAUCACAACAUGCUUAAUUGAGUAUUAUUGUGCAGUGACUGAAAGGUAUUAACAGAUCUUUUUGUAUUGUGUCUCACGUGUUCUUUGAUGUUUAUUUACAUCAAGAUAGUUCCUUCCACUCCCACACAACCAGGAAAUGGGUAUACUAAUGGACUGACCGUAAAGGCCACUAGACAAGGAAAUGAGUGUUUAGUUCAUUAUUAACUGAGAUCAGGCCAUAGGUUCCAGUAAAGCCCAGUAAAGUUGCUGAUAACCACUUACCACUGGUAAAACCAAUAAAGGAGAUAUAAUCAGAUAAAGGAGACAUAAUCAGAUAAAGGAGGCUAUGCAUGUCAAGUCAGCAACUUAGUUUAGAAUGUCAGCGUGUAUUUCUGUUGCCAUUUGAGUCUGGGUGAUGUGUGUGAUGGCCUGGUGUAGUUGUCCUCGUGUGUUCGCCUCUUUGUCUACCCUCGCCCUGUGCGCUGUGUCUGCGUAUAAGAUCCUUGCCAUCCUGCCCAUUGGUCAUCAGUUCCUGAGUGUUCAUUUACUGUGUGUCUUUAACAAACAGCAAAGAUGCCAAAGAGAAGUCUGCUUCCUGCUCAUCAUCACAGUAUCAUGUUAAAAGCUAAGUUUCAUUUCACGACUAAAGUAUGGAGAGGAAAUGACAUUCACACAAACACAUUCAAACUCCUCUAUCUCACUGCUGUGUCAUUAUCACUGUGUCAGGUGUCUCCCUCGCCUAUCAUUACCACGGGAGAUAGGCUGGAUACUAGUAGUGUAAUGCUUAAAGCAAUCAGGUCUAGAAGUUGUAAUUACUACAAACAGGUAUUGUUUCCCAUGGAUAUCAAGUGUGUGUAUGUGUGUGUGAAUGUGAUGUUUUUACGUGUUUUUUGCCUUAUUCCCAAUAAAACUGUUGCUUUCAUGGCAACAUUAUGGCU
Messenger RNA from Clupea harengus (Atlantic herring), 2719 nucleotides. Its product is annotated as cell adhesion molecule CEACAM6-like. Lineage: Eukaryota; Metazoa; Chordata; Actinopteri; Clupeiformes; Clupeidae. The record is from RefSeq and is a predicted model, not a curated record.